Penicillium paradoxum is the source of this 1971-nucleotide messenger RNA. Its product is annotated as nucleoporin NDC1. Gene Ontology annotation, cellular component: spindle pole body; nuclear pore transmembrane ring. The record is from RefSeq and is a predicted model, not a curated record. Gene Ontology annotation, biological process: nuclear pore organization; spindle pole body localization. The coding region runs from base 1 to 1971 and encodes 656 amino acids. Gene Ontology annotation, molecular function: spindle pole body-nuclear membrane anchor activity. The transcript is spliced from 3 exons. Lineage: Eukaryota; Fungi; Ascomycota; Eurotiomycetes; Eurotiales; Aspergillaceae.
AUGGCCGCUGUACAAACCCGGCCCUACAGGCGAAUCCUGACUUCGGCCCUGCACCGAAGAUUUGUUCAUGCUUCUGCACUCUCACUUUUAAUCUCUUACAUCAUCGCAAUUGCGAUCGGGGAUAAAUCGUCCCUUUUCUGGGUAUGGUUCCCCUUUGGUAGUUGCGGCGUUCGAACCGUGCUACUAUUCAUAUCCUCCCUCACCAUCUUCGUCCUUCGCGUCAGUCAAAUGCACAUUGGCGCGAGAACAGCUCGUUCCUCGCUUGGCACGUUGAAAUCCUUCACUCUACUACAAGUUGCACAAACCUUCGGCUGGUAUAUUUUCUCGGCAUGGUGGUUCACUCAAAUUUAUGUGUGGUCGUCUUCGGGUGAUUCCAAUCUUGAGCUUGUGAAACGGGGCCGACCACACGAGCGAGCUACUCUAAAUGAAAGGCCGAUCUACCUCCAUUCAUUCCAUAUACUCCUGGCAUGCGUACAGGCAGUGUUCCAUCUAUACUAUGACUACGACAGAGUUGUAGUGCCCAUCGCAGAACGGAGCAUCAAAGGAAAAGAUGAGCGCACUCACCCAGUGCAACCGACUUCCGACUAUCUACGGGUCGCCUUGCCACAAACAUUGGCAGCCGGGGCGAUCAGAAGCGUUAUUGUUGCUGCAGCGACUCUUGUUCUGUACCCCAUCUUUUUCAGACGCUUCGCGUGGAGCUGGUCUCUGUACUUUGCCAAGCUCUUUUGGAGUUUCCCGAGAUCUGCGGCUGAACCUCAGAGCUUUGUUCCCACCAUUUUCCCCUACUUCUUCUUCAGGACUUUGCUGCCGGGAAUGAUGCUUGUCCUGAGCUGGCAAACAGCUAACCUGUUCUAUUCCGUGUUCAUUGGCAAGGAGCCUCUGAAGCGGGGUCAGCCACUCACCACAGAAGCUAAGGAUCCCAAUGCCAGCCUCAUCAAUGGCCUCAAUGCGAAGAAAGAUGUGGUGAAAACCUUUGCACUCUGGGAACUCAGUCUCAUAAGCCAGCGUAUGCCUGACCGCCGAAAGGCCAUUUUCAGCGAUAUUGACCGCGAGGGUGGCUCUGCUUGGAGUCAGAUUCUUGACUGUACCACCGGUGUAAUUAAGGCUAUCAACACUCGCAUUGAAGAAAGCAAAAAUCCUGCGAGUGGAGCUAAGUCUUCGCCGCAAGCUGAGAAGUCUGAGCCCGUUCUUAAGACUCUCCCGCGACUCACUGAUCCAAUCAAAGAUGAUCAUAUCUUUACCACCGCCCCAAAGGCUACUUCGCGUCAGGAUAAGUUUGGCGAGGCCUUCAGCUCAACUGCCCGAUCCUUGGGUCAGUCGGAGGACUGGACCCCAGCCGCACGAGCCCGAGUCCGCGAUGUGUUUGACCGUGCGUCUGCUAUGCUCAGCCCUGAGCAGAAACGAAAGUUCGUCGGCUCUACUCAGAAGCUCAAGCUUCUUACUAGUGGCACCUUCACAACCUACAAACCCGCGGAUGUCAACCCAAUUCUGGCACGAAUUCUUCGAUCGCCCAUCGGCCAACCCCUCUGUCAGACAUAUGCUCAGCGUCUCUCCUCCGUUGUUCUUGGCACACCAGAGUCUUCUCUAUCUUUGAUUAUAGACUCUGUGGAGUCACUGACCCGGCUCCUUGUGGCCAGUUUAGCCGAAGACCCCUAUGGCAAAGCCCAGGCUGAUGUGCCAUCUGUCGUGCGACUUCUAACCCAGACCACACUCUCCCUGGAUGCAUUUGCCCACCAGGGCGGCUUAGACGCCCACUGGACAGAUAUCGACUUCCCUCCACCGAGCGAUCCCAAGGCGCAAGAAGAUGCCCGUCGGGUUCCAGAUGUCGAGAUCUUGCUUACCGCACUCCGUGGUGGCCUCAAAGAUCUCCUGGUGGCCUUCAAGCCUUACCUGCGGGACAUUGGUAUCGCGGGUAAGGAUUUGAGGCUAGCAAAGGAAGCUGCUGGAAUUGAAGAGGAGGAGUCGUUAUGA